CCCCCCGUGCGCAUAUUCGCCCGCAUCGCCAUAAAAUCCCGCCGCACGGCGAGAGGGAACUGCAAGCAGCCCAGCCGACCAACAGCGCCGGAGCCUAGUCCUGCCCUCGCCCCAGCCUCAUCUCCCGUGGCUGCUGCGGACCCCUGCGCCUUCUCUCCUCUCUCUACCGUGCGUGUAUCGGCCGAUGGCGGCGGCGACGGCGGCGGACACCACGGAUGCGUCCACGGCCGGGCUCGCGCUCGCCGAGGCGAACAUCAACUGGGAGAGGUUGGACAAGACGAAGUUUCAUGUCAUCGGAGCAGUCCUGUUCACAGCGCAGCAAGGUGUUCUGCACCCAACAGCUGUUGUGAAGACUAGGAUGCAGGUUGCCCAAGGAGGGCUUUCGCAGAUGUCUGGUUUUGCCGUUUUUAGAAAGAUAUUGAGGAGUGAUGGCGUUCCUGGUGUUUUCAGAGGUUUUGGCACCACUGCAGUUGGAGCUCUACCUGGACGAGUCUUGGCUCUGACUUCGCUAGAGAUGUCCAAGGAAAUGGCAUUUAAAUAUUCUGAGCAUUUUGAUAUGUCCGAGGCAUCAAGGAUUGCUGUUGCUAAUGGUGUAGCAGGCCUGGUGUCAAGUAUAUUUUCGAGUGCAUAUUUUGUACCUCUCGAUGUGAUUUGCCAGAGGCUCAUGGUUCAAGGAUUGCCAGGGAUGCAAACAUAUAGAGGUCCAUUUGAUGUGAUAAAUAAGGUUGCCAGGACCGAAGGUAUCCGGGGACUUUACCGAGGUUUUGGAAUUACCAUGUUAACUCAAUCACCAGCUUCCGCCCUUUGGUGGAGUUCAUACGGUGGUGCUCAACAUGCUAUCUGGAGGAGCUUGGGUUAUGGAAAUGACACGCAAAAGAAACCAUCUCAAACAAAACUUGUUGUUGUGCAAGCAACAGCUGGAACAUUUGCUGGAGCUUGCUCAUCGAUUAUCACUACACCAAUAGAUACCAUCAAGACACGGCUUCAGGUUAUGGACAACUACGGGAGUGGAAGGCCAUCUGUCGUGAAAACUACCAGGCUGCUGCUACGAGAAGAUGGCUGGAGAGGUUUAUAUAGAGGGUUUGGACCGAGGUUUCUUAACAUGUCCCUUUGGGGUACAUCAAUGAUUGUCACAUACGAGCUAAUAAAGAGGCUUUCUGUGAAGCCUGAACAAUGAGCUUUUGGGUUCUGCUCCACCCAGUUGGUCAUCGUUUCCGUGUUGGCCAUCUAGUGAGCACAUUUUUUGGUACAGGGAUUUGCAAUUGGAACAGCGAUUGGAAAUUCUGAUGCAGGAAUCCCUUAUGAAGCUUUAACAUGUUCCCAUAUGAAGCAAUCUUGUAAAUACUUACUCUAGCUAUGUAAGAGUUGAAGGUGCUCGUUUACGGAUGAAAUAGCCAUGAAUGGGGUUGAAAUAGCCAGAGGCUUCGUCUGGGUACUGGAGCACGUAGUCGUUGUAUGAGUUGGAAAUUUUGUAUCUUACUCCCUCUGUUCCAUUCUAUAGUGCCUAUUGUUUUUUGGCACGGAAAUUAGCGCAAGAGUAUAUCCUAGGUAGUAAACUCAAGAUUGUGUUUUAUUGUACUUUUGUAGCUCACAUCUUGGGAUGAGACGGCAUAGCCAAAUCAAUUGAGCAGAUGUAUUAUCAUACUAUUAGUUAUAAGUUUGUCGCCUUAAAUUUUCAAUAAGCAUACAUAGUUUGCUGAUGUA
Lolium perenne is the source of this 1704-nucleotide messenger RNA. RefSeq lists its product as uncharacterized. Lineage: Eukaryota; Viridiplantae; Streptophyta; Magnoliopsida; Poales; Poaceae. The record is from RefSeq and is a predicted model, not a curated record.